ACAGUUCAGAGCUAGUGAAUACAUAUUCUAUUGGCCCUCUAGCCCCGCCCACCUUUAUUGCUUUCCAUCAUGGCGGACUUUCAGCUCCAUGCCUAGAGAUACUCACUGUGUUCCAAUCAUUUGCAUUGGAAUCUUGAUUGCUGGCUUAUACGUAACAGCUUUGGCGUUACAUCAUUGGCUAUCAGGAGUCAGGUGACUACUGCAGACCCGGAAAUGAACACCUCUCACUUCCGGUUCUGAGAAAAUGAAAACACUAGUUGCAAUGCCGUCAAGACGACGUGUAACAGCUUUUUAAUCACCGCCUUUGUCUUUAUUUCUUAGUGGGCCAUGUUCACAACAAGCUGGAAUAAUGCUGUUUUCCUCCUGGUUGUGUUCUGGUGUGUACCGACAUUUGUGUCAGCUUGUAGACAAGAAGCGGAGACUCCCGACUGGCGAAUGACUCUUAAAACAAUUCGUAAUGGCAUCCAUAAGAUCGACACUUAUCUUAAUGCGGCGCUCGACUUGUUUGGAGGCGACGACGGCUUGUGUCAUUACCGGUGUAGUGACGGAUACAAACCGGCGCCCCGUCCCGGAUACAAACCGCCGCCACCCAAUGGAUGUGGAACACCACUGUUUGGAUUCCAGUUUCAGUUCGACGUGGGCAUCCCAUCCAUGACCAAGUGCUGCAACCAGCACGACCGUUGCUAUGACACCUGCGGCCGAGACAAGCAUGAUUGUGACGAGCAGUUCCAGGAGUGCCUGGAGACUAUCUGCAGGAACGUGCAAAGGACUCUGGGAUUGGCCCAAAGUGUCCAAGCGUGCGAGUCAGCUGUGACUCUGCUGUUUGACGCCGUGAUGCAUUUAGGAUGCAAGCCUUACCUGGACAGCCAGCGGGACUCUUGCAUAUGUCAGUACGAAGUGAAGAAUGAACUGUGACGAUGCACCAGGAGCCAAACAAACAUAAGUAGCAUGGACAGGAUUGGGACAAAUUCCGGGAAGUAAAAUGCUGUCCUUUCUCAGGGAUACUAAAGCUGCUGCUGUUUUGUUUUUUUAAACGACGCAGGACUCUAAAUACUGUUAGCUUUGAUUGAUGACCUGUAAAUAAUUUGUUAUGCAUUUAAUUAUUUAUGGUGGUCUUUGCACUGUUAUAGACUGAUCCAACUGGUGGUUAAACUGCAAAUUUACUGUAUUUUAAACCCCCUCAUAGGGAAUUGAUAGAAAUAAAGUAUAAUAUGAUAUGUAACUCCAGUAAUGACUAAAUUGCACUAAAUUGGAAGUAACCAAAUAUGUUUCCUUGC
This is a messenger RNA of Doryrhamphus excisus (bluestripe pipefish), 1277 nucleotides long. It is a transcript of the gene pla2g12a, whose product is annotated as phospholipase A2, group XIIA. Gene Ontology annotation, biological process: lipid catabolic process; arachidonate secretion; phospholipid metabolic process. Gene Ontology annotation, cellular component: extracellular region. NCBI's taxonomy places the organism in Eukaryota, Metazoa, Chordata, Actinopteri, Syngnathiformes, Syngnathidae. The record is from RefSeq and is a predicted model, not a curated record. Gene Ontology annotation, molecular function: calcium ion binding; A2-type glycerophospholipase activity.